This is a messenger RNA of Cordyceps militaris CM01, 666 nucleotides long. Its product is annotated as NUDIX domain protein. The transcript has a single exon. Gene Ontology annotation, molecular function: NADH pyrophosphatase activity. NCBI's taxonomy places the organism in Eukaryota, Fungi, Ascomycota, Sordariomycetes, Hypocreales, Cordycipitaceae. The coding region runs from base 1 to 666 and encodes 221 amino acids. Gene Ontology annotation, biological process: NAD+ catabolic process; NADP+ catabolic process. Gene Ontology annotation, cellular component: cytosol. The record is from RefSeq and is a predicted model, not a curated record.
AUGGCCGCACCCAGCUACGACUACUCGUUUGACGCCUCCCUCGCCACGUUCAACAUAUCCAAGGCGGCCUUUCUCGCCGCCCACCCUCACAUUGCGCGCGUCAUGGCCGCCGCCAUGGUCUUCCGGCCGUCGUCCCCGCCGCGGACGCUGCUCCUGUGCCGCGCCGCCACCGACACGUACCCGCUCAAGUGGGAGGUGCCCGGCGGCAGCGUCGACGCCGCCGACGCCACCAUCCUCGACGGCGUCGCCCGCGAGCUCUUUGAGGAGUCGGGCCUGACCGCCACCCGCCUGGCCGCCCCCAUCCUCAUGAGUCCCGAGGAGCCGCUGCCCGAGCCCGUGCGCGCCGGGCUCGGCAUCCAGCCGCAGCACGAGACCCUCGGCCACGAGGGGCUCACCGUCACCUUCGUGGAGUCGAGGAACCUGUGGGCCAAGCUGACGGCGCUCGUCACGGUCCGCGCCGACGACGAGGUCCGCCUCACCCCCGAGGAGCACGGCGAGGCCGCGUGGGUCUCCGAGGACGAGGUCCGCCGCGCCGUGCUGCCGCCAAAGGAAGAGGGCGAGGGCGAGAGGAAGCUGGACUUUGUGAGCGAUGGUGUGCGCAGGUCCAUCCUGGACGGCUUUCGAGUAUAUGCGGAGAGCGUGGCAAAGGAGAGCAACCAAGCAUAG